Molecule: messenger RNA, 6070 nt
Organism: Exaiptasia diaphana
Lineage: Eukaryota; Metazoa; Cnidaria; Anthozoa; Actiniaria; Aiptasiidae
Product: thyroid adenoma-associated protein homolog
Exons: 39
Coding region: 387-5972 (1861 amino acids)
Biological process (GO): tRNA methylation
Cellular component (GO): cytosol
Source: RefSeq, a predicted model, not a curated record
AUUUUAGAAUUAUCUUAGAGUCUGUAGGUCGUAACUGCAUCGGCCGCCAUUUGCGAUUUUUCUGUUUUGAGGCCUGGAUGCCAAGCCGUCCUACAACAGGAAGCCCAAUCAGUCAUUUACGAGAUUUUCACUUAAUUAUUUGACGGCUUUGCUGCUUUGGUUUGAAUAAGACAAUCAGCUAGAAAAUUGAAUUUCUAGGAGUUUCUAUUUCUGGCUAUUAUUGUAUUUUUAGGUAAGGAAACUUGGAAAUCGCGCAAAGUCGCCCCAGUCUCUUCAGCUAGUUCACGUGGUUCGUUUUCAAGAUGGCGGACGAGGAGGAAAGUUUUUGUACCGGAGUUGUUUCUCUUUGUUUUUAACCUCAAGACCAUCCUCGACGAAACAUUAAAAUGACUGGAAUUAAAGAUGAUAUCAUCCUACGAAGGCUUGAGAAGUUUAAAGAGGAAGGGCCAAAAAAGUGGCACAAAAUUUACACAAUUCUGGCUGAGAUUAUCAAUGAAAAUGUUCAGAAGAAAAGAUGGAUUUUACUGGACCAAUUACAUGUUGAAGUGUCAAGUUUAAGCAAAGAAAAUACACAAGAAAAUGCUACAAAAUGCAUUCAGGAGUUUGUAGAGUUGAUGUUUCAGUUCUACUUCACUCACAUUAUGUGUGCAAGGACAAAUCAAAGAGUUGCUAAAGUUGUUCAAGUCUUGUAUUAUGAUCAUAAUAAGUUUUUGAAGUCAACACUCUCCAARCAAAUCGAUGUAAUUUUAGAUGUGGAAUCCAAUAAAGAGUCAGUGCUACAGAAAAUAUUCAUUCUUGUUGACAGCUGGACUCUUGGAAGAAGUUGUAUAGAAGAUCAACUAGAAACAAAAUGGCUUCAAUUAAUGGCUGGUUGGUCUAGUAAAAUGCUGACAAAGGUAGAGGAGUCACAACGCACCAAUGUUUUCAACUUCCAAGACAGUCUUCUGCUUGUUAUUAAGAUUUCACUCCAGAUGUUUCAGCAUUUCCCUGUAAAGUUACAGAUGAUUACACAAGAGCACAAUCCAAGUGCUGAUCAAACUAGGCAAAACAUGAAGACCAUAGUAUCAUUGAUAAUAGCAGUCUUGUUUUCAAAGCAUUUGCCCAAAGAGUGCUUGCUGUURUCUGGGACAUGUUUAAGUCUUUUUCUUAACAUUGAAACCAAUAAAAGUCAAAUCAUCUAUGUUAUUUCCCAGCUUCUUCAGUGUACAGGUAUGGAGUCCAUAUCAAGURCUGUCCAAGCAGAGACCGUGAGARCUGCMAUCAGUGGUGUUGACGUAAUCUUACCAUCUCCCAGUAGACAGCCAACAACUUUGAUUGCACUUCUACAAGGAUUCAUCUCAUCAAGUAGAAAGGAUGUCAUCUUACAUCACAAUUUAGAGGGGAGAUCAUUUCUAACAACUGUUCUCUUUGCUACAAUUUGUCAACUUUGUAAGACUGAAGGCUCACCAAUCGUGCAUUAUCUCUCAUAUGAAGUUGCAAAGAGCUGGAUGCAACGUGUUAAAAGUCUUCUAAGUGAUAUUCACCAAAUUGGCAAUUCAAUGCUAUUUAGUAUAGAAUCCUUUCAUACAAAUAAUGURCUGGACUUGGUUUGGGACAGUAUGGAAGAUCCGGUUGACGGUGUUUCUACAUCUGGAAGGACCAUCUUUGGUCAUCUUUUGGAAGYACAUCAAGAAGAAGAGCUCAUCAUUCAAGACAAGAAGACAAUGAGUGACACAUUCUAUGGCUCUCUUCUCAAUAAAUUGCUCGCGAUACCAUGGCAAGUAAAGGUUAAAUAUGGUCUGCUUUGUGAAAUUCUACCUUACAUUGAAAUGACAGAGAUAUUGGACAAGAACCACGGCCUACUCCAAGAAAUGGCUGAGUGUUUGAAAUCCAAUCAGUUGUCGUCUGCCUGUACAGAGGUCUUCAAAGCAUUUUUACUCAAAUCCAGACAAGGACAACAUGAUUCAUUUCAGAAUAAUUGGAUUGCAGUACUUCUCAAGUCGUUAACAAGCGAGAAUCGAUUACUAGCUCAACAUACCCGUCAAUACUGGCUUCCAUGCGCGCUUAAAUGUGUACCUCAUGUCCUCGAUACUCUGUUGAAUCAACUAUCUGGUAACCAUAACAAUAGUUGCCAUGUCAACCAGAUGCUUUCUGCCAAGCUUGCUAUUAUUAAAGUUGCACGUUCUUUGGGUAUAUUGGAUUCGACGCAGUUGGAUGAAGUCGUCCUAAGGCAAGCAUUACAACACCAAGAGGACACUUUACGUCUAGAGGCUCUAGGUGUACUUUGCUGUGACGUUAAGACAUCAAGUAAUUUAUUUAGUUUGAAAAAGAGUUACCCUAAGAUUUUUAAAAAGCCCGAAGUUCAAGAAUGGGAUGCUCGUCUGCUGACUAUUUCGUCAGACAUCCAGCURUCCCUAGAGUUUGUUAACUGGGUUUUUAUGCUGAUGUGUAAUUCUCUUUUGCCUGGAGCUAAUUAUCAGAGACAAAAAACAGCUGUUGAKUUUAUUUCUCUUAUAUUUGAAACGUUUUCCGUCAGUGACAAUCCUGACAAGAGAAAGGGGCAGGCUCCCGAAUCUUGUAGAAUCCUUAUGAAGCUGGCAGAGCAAAAGCGAUUGUGGGACUUUUAUUCUUCAAGGACUGUUCAUAUAUUAUUAGGAUGUCUUCAAAGCUCUCAUUCAGAUAUUCGUGAGCUGGCUCGUGAUAUUCUACGUAAAAAGUUUCCCACGCCAUUCAAAGCUCGAGAUGAGACGAUUAGUGAUACAGAAUUUGCCGUCGAGCUGAUGAAAGAAGCGAGGGCGUUGAUUUGCAGUGCAAAAGCACAGGAGUGCGAAAGUGGAAGCAUUUUGUGUGAACUUCUGUUUGAAAGUUAUGCUGUUAAACUAAGAUGGCGUUUUAUUGAUAUCUUUGGAGAUGUUACCGUUGAACAUUUAAGCAAAAACAAUGCCUCAAAUGAUGACGGGGGUGUUAAGUURCUCAUCGAGCUGGUUGGAGAAGCUGAACGACAGUUUAAAGUUGCAAAGAAAGAUUUGAGCGUAGCAGCUGAAGAGUGUCCCAUCCAUGGUAUUCUUCUAACUCUUUGUCGAUGCAUCAUAUCGUAUCUUGAUGUAACUAGCGAUUCAAUACCUGAGUUUGGUUCAGUUAUCCAGAAAACUGUCAGCAUUGUUUUAGAUGUGGUUGACUAUCUACUUGGCGUGCUCUCGAAAAAACAGGACUCAAAAAGUGUUGUAUGUGGGGCGUCGUUCGCUGGACUAGGGGAAGCCGUCAGUGAUGCKAUAUCCACGAGUUGUACAGACGCAGACAUCGCAACGAGUCAGCAYCAUAUGAAGGAAUUCAUAAUGUCAUGUUGUUUCCUAACCAUCAAGUUUGGUUGCCAUCUCCUGUCAAGUAUUUUCGAAAAGUCUCUUUUGACUGAGCGUGCUCCUUGUGGAUCACUGCUGUCCAACGAAACACUAACAUCAAUAGGGGAAAUGUUUAUAAAGAUUUUUACACAAUGCAGGCUUACGGGUAUAUUACUAAGUUGCAAACUAAGCAUGAUGGCUGUCUGUCGCUGUCUUAGUGGGUCUGACGUAGAUUGUUUAUUCUCGUUACCAAGGCGAUGGAUACAAAAUGUYAUCGAUUCUAUAUCUGGUGACGGCGCAGCUUCCUCGGUUACCAGACGAAGUGCCGGACUGCCUGUAUUGAUGGCUAACAUUCUGGCUAGCGAGAUGCCCAGUAAAAGAUCGCUGACCGCUAAGUAUUGCUUUGAUGAAUUACUAAAAAUAGCAUUCCAACCUAUUCCCGAUGUCAUCGACCAGACGACGGAUCUACCACAGGUUCAUGCGAUGAAUAUCCUUCGUUCAUUAUAUCAAGACACGGCCCUUGGUAACGACGUCCUUCAGUUUACCGAACAAGGGUUCAUUUUAGCUGUUGACGGGUUUGCUUCUCCUUUAUGGUCGAUUAGAAACGCUGCUACUCAACUAUUUGGCUCGUUGGUUUUACGGACACUCGGUCAUAAACGUGGUUUCCAGGACGAAAARCAAGUCAACGCCAUCAGUGCUAGGGAUUUCUUCAAGAGAUUUUCAUCUCUUCGGGAAUUCUUCCUGAAACAGCUCCAGUCGUUUUCGACAAAACACCAAGAGAAGUCCUUUCUAAGACCGGAAUUAUUUCCAGUUUUAACACUUUUGUCAAAAUUACGGCCGGCCGCAUGUGACGUGGAAGAAAACUUACUUGCUGAUUUUGUGCCUGUUUUGACUCCACUCUCUGCCAACCCAGUCUACGCUGUACGUGCUUUGGCUGCCCAGGCUCUGGUACCGUUUAUUCCCGUGGAAAAAGUCUUCUGUAAAGCAGCUGAGAUACUACGUUCUAUACCUUUAUCUCUUCGUGACAUUUCACAGAACAGAAUACAUGGAACACUUCUACAGGUCCAUCGUCUUGUCGAUUCUCUUGCCAAUCCUCGAGUUACUGAGCAGGCUUUACAGAUUAUAACAGAAUUGUGUAGCAGGUCCUGGCUUGGGACCAGUAAUAACGCAUGRGCAGUAACCAGAGCUGAGUACUUGACAUUGGUUUUGGAUGUAUAUUCGCUGAUUGGUAGCAAAGGUGAUAGUCUCGUGUCUCUUUCUACGUGCCUUAACGCUGACCCAGUUGAGGGAAGUGGCAUAAUAGUUGGGCUGCCAUGUCUUCAACGUGCCGUACUUCGUGUCAAUAUGGACAUCGUAAAAAGGGAUUCUUCAUCUGAAGGGUUUAUUGAUGCAAAGCGUCACGUCGCCAUCAUGGAGAAGAGUCUUUUUAGCGUGGAACGAGAAACAAGAAUUGCAGCACUAGAAUGUCUUAACGAACURUCCGAAAAUAAUCACGUGAUCAUCCUUGAACUUGACGAAUCUUUGACGUCACUAAUUUCCAUGGAAACAGACCAACGCUGUUUGCUGUUAGCCUUGGAAUAUUUUAUCAACGUAAAGCGACAAUCUGAUCAAAUUACAAUAAAAGACUGGGACUUAUUAUGGGAAAAGUUACUUUCGUACACCCAGGGAUCACGUGGAUCYACUGUCCAAUCAAAAGCAAUUGUCGUCCUUAGUAUUUUACUAAGGUGUCGUUUGCGUCAAUCAAGUGACAUUCAACAGUCUGUUUCUGUGGCAACUGACUGGUSUUAUAGUAUCAGUGAAUGCAGUUUACCGAACAAACCUGAACCAGUUCGAAYUGGAGCAGCGUUAGGAAUCGGGAUAGCUGGAGCUGAAUAUCUCUUUUGGGUCGAAAAAUAUCGAGAUUGCUCAUCGUUUAAGAGCUCUAUAAUGGAGGCUGUUGUAAGAAUUUUCCAAACCGGUUUGAUGUUACUGGAAGACGAACAAGAUGACGUCAGAAUCGAAGCCUCUAAUUUUGGCGCCAAAAUCCAUAAUCACCGCGAUGAACACUUUGAUUUUAAGAYUGUCYCGUGCUCCGUUUCCAUGGAGUCAAUCUUUAAGUACAUGUCGCAAAAUUUCUUUUGGUCGUCAGAAGUUUGGUCUGUAAUGUUGGUACUAAUUCGAGGGCGUCACUCUGUACCAGACCUCCUUUCUGAUUAUGCUAAGUCACGGCGGAUUCUGUUUGAACAAGAAGACUGUAACCUGUAUGCCGAACCUUUCGUUACUAUCCAGCUUGGCUGCAAGUACUUAAAGGAAAUGAUCGAUAUUGCUUUCUCUGAAAAGAAUGAAACAACUACUUCAAAUCUUAGAGUUUGGUCUCGGAUAAUGCUGGAAACCGAAUAUAACAAAUUAAAAAGUGACCUUUAUAUCCUUAGAAAUGAAGGUAGUGAUCAAGAUGGCGGAUCACUUCAGAAUCCUAAGUUAUUCACGCUUCGGUAUCGCCUCGUUGUGAUGUCUGACGUCAUGAAAUACCUCAGCUCCUCGCUUGGUAACCCUGUGUUCUUCGACAAAGAAGAUUUAUCAGGACAAAUAAGGGAUGUUUUAUUACAAGUGAAUAAGACGUCUGUAGGAUGUCAUCCCAUUCUGUACGAAUUACACACAAAGGACGACUCCCAUUGACUAUAGUGAGUUAGUUGCUUAGUUAGUUAGUCCGUUUAUAAUACGUAUAUUAACAGAAGUGAAUAUAUAGUUCUAAUAUUAAAUGAAAUGUUUUCUGA